AUGACCAAGAUGAACAAGGGCGAAAGACCGUUCCAGUGCCCAGCGUGCCCUAGUCGCUUCACCCGACAAGAGAACCUAAGUCGCCAUACCAGCUCUGUUCAUCAAAAGUCGAAUUUGAGGCCCUUCCCAUGCCCCCACUGUGAAGUGAGCUUCUCUAGAAGCAUCAAUCAGGUCAGGGAGCGGCGAUGCUCUAGAUUCCAAGAGGUCUGGGUUAUGCAAGCCUACUUGCUGUUCGAAUACUAUGCUAUUCAUUGCUGUGACGAUGGCCGAUUUUCGGUUGCACUGAAGAUCCACCGAAAGAUUGUAGAUGCAUCACGUCAAUACCAACUUUUACAGGACAGGUUUACUCUUGGGCUGGACGAGAGUUUCAACAGUCCCACAAGCAUCGAUCAUACGGCAGCGUACUCCACGGAGUCGGCUUGGCACGCCGCGAUCCAGAAUGAGUCAAGAAAACGAAUCGCAUACUGUUUAUACUACUUGGACGCUCAGCUGGCGAUAUGCUGCAACAUGCGACCGCUCCUGGCAGCUCUCGAGAUCAAGUACGAGCUGCCAUGCCGAGAUGAUAUAUGGGAAGGAACGACAGCCGAGGACUGGCAGGCUCUAGUCUUCGCCCAGGAUGGGUCCUUCAACGAAGAGGAGGAUGACGAUGCUAAUGCUGAGCCCCGGCCUGCUCAUGGAGACCUUUACGGGUGUCUGGCGCGUUUGAUGAACCCCGAUCCGUCCGCGCGGGGUCGUCCACCAGGUUUACUCUGGCAGUCGUCGUUCACAUGCUUGGUGCUCAUAAUCCAGAUAUUGAUGAUGACACGUGAUUUGACACUGGCGGGGUCUUUCUUAUACCACAACAUCCGGCCAGGAGAAAGCAAGAACAACUUAUCGAUUAUCUCAGAAGUCAACCGAGCGCCGAUAAUGCAAGCCCUGGAUUCCCUGGCGGAUCUAAUGCGCAAGCCGAGCCACGACCUUGGAAGUUCUUCCACGAAUUCUGCCAGCUGGGACCGCGUCUGGACCAUGUGGCAUUACGCGGCAUUAAGUCUCACUCAUCAAGAAGCUCUUCUAACCAGUGGCAUCGUCGAGUACAGCCUACCAAACGCAAUCUCGACAUGCUGGGAACUGAACAAGCCUCGGUCAAAACAGCACCGUGAUGUUUAUGACGAUAGAGAUGGUAAGCAUGCAGAGGUCAUCAUCUUCACGCGAGCUUUGCUGACACCUUUCGUGCCGGAUAGUAACAAGGAUCGCAAGCAACAUGGAGAACAUCCUGAUGUUCAUGUCUCGUUCGUCGAGGAGUUCUUUCCCUAG
This is a messenger RNA of Colletotrichum siamense, 1293 nucleotides long. RefSeq names its product Zinc finger protein MSN2 (gene MSN2). Gene Ontology annotation, cellular component: chromatin. Gene Ontology annotation, molecular function: RNA polymerase II cis-regulatory region sequence-specific DNA binding; DNA-binding transcription factor activity, RNA polymerase II-specific; zinc ion binding. The transcript has 5 exons. Bases 1 to 1293 code for a protein of 430 amino acids. Lineage: Eukaryota; Fungi; Ascomycota; Sordariomycetes; Glomerellales; Glomerellaceae. Gene Ontology annotation, biological process: regulation of transcription by RNA polymerase II; DNA-templated transcription. The record is from RefSeq and is a predicted model, not a curated record.